Molecule: messenger RNA, 1928 nt
Organism: Poecilia latipinna (sailfin molly)
Lineage: Eukaryota; Metazoa; Chordata; Actinopteri; Cyprinodontiformes; Poeciliidae
Product: melanopsin-A-like
Exons: 11
Coding region: 384-1874 (496 amino acids)
Biological process (GO): visual perception; G protein-coupled receptor signaling pathway
Cellular component (GO): membrane
Molecular function (GO): G protein-coupled receptor activity
Source: RefSeq, a predicted model, not a curated record
AUUUCAAAAAUCUCAAAACUGUUGAGUCACAAUUUGUUACCUAGCAACCCCGAGCCAAGUCCAGCCCCUCACCUGGCAACCAGGUGGAGCUCCGCCCACCUCCUUCCUGACGCUAAGCUAUCGUCGCAAUGACGGCCGGAGAAGGAAAAUGUUGUUUUAUCGGCUGUAGUGCAGAUUCCAGUUAUUUUCUCCCAGUUACGGAGAAUAGAGCCGCGUCGCUUCAUUUCAAGCAGAGACAUUUGUUUGCAUUUUGCGAUGUUGCCAAAGAAAGUUGUAGUUUAGCAGCUGAGUUCAGGAAGGAUGAAAAGUAUCAACGUGGUAGGAUUUACCGGGAUACUGGUACUGAAGCUUCUGUGCUUCGCUAAUCUGCGGAUGAUGUGGCGAUGCUGGCUCCGCCCCCCCAGCCGUUCCCCACUGUGGACGUCCCUGACCACGCCCACUACACCAUCGGCUCCGUCAUCCUGGCCAUCGGCGUCACGGGCGUGGUCGGGAACUUCCUGGUGAUCUACGCCUUCAGCAGGAGCCGCAGCCUGCGCACGCCGGCCAACAUGUUCAUCAUCAACCUGGCCGUCACCGACCUGCUGAUGUGCCUCACCCAGUCGCCCGUCUUCUUCACCACCAGCAUGAACAAGAGGUGGAUCUUUGGAGAGAAAGGCUGCGAGCUCUAUGCAUUCUGCGGCGCCCUCUUCGGGAUCUGCUCCAUGAUCACGCUGAUGGUGAUCGCCAUUGACCGUUACUUCGUCAUCACGCGCCCUCUGACCUCCAUCGGCGCGUUGUCACGGAAACGGGCGCUCCUCAUCCUGCUGGCGGUGUGGGCGUAUUCGCUGGGCUGGAGCCUGCCGCCGUUUUUCGGCUGGAGUGCCUACGUACCUGAAGGCCUCCUCACUUCCUGUACCUGGGACUACAUGACCUUUACCCCCUCGGUGCGGGCCUACACCAUGCUGCUCUUCAUAUUCGUCUUCUUCCUGCCGCUCUUCAUCAUCAUCUACUGCUACGUCUUCAUCUUCAGAGCCAUCCGCUCCACCAACCGGGCGGUGGGGAAGCUCAGCAGCUCUCGGGACGCGGUGAAAAGUUUCCACCGGCUGCAGAACGAGUGGAAGAUGGCGAAGAUUGCUCUGAUCGUCAUCCUGCUGUACGUCGUGUCCUGGUCGCCGUACUCCGCCGUCGCCCUCACCGCCUUCGCAGGGUACGCGGACAUGUUGACCCCCUACAUGAACUCUGUCCCCGCUGUCAUCGCCAAGGCCUCCGCCAUCCACAACCCCAUCAUCUACGCCAUCACACACCCGAAGUACAGGCUGGCUCUGGCCAAGUACGUCCCGUGUCUGGGCGCGCUGCUGUGCGUUCGUCUGCGUGACCUUCGCUCCUCCAGCAGCAGCUUCCUGUCGACGCGCCGCUCCACCGUCACCAGUCAGAGCUCCGACAUCAGCAGCCAAUACCGGCACGGUGCCGCCAAGUCCCGCCUCUCCUCCGCCUCCGACAGCGAAUCGGGUCUGACGGACACGGAGGCCGACCUGUCCAGCCUGGGCUCGCGGCCGGCGAGUCGCCAGGUUUCCUGUGACAUCAGCAGAGACACCGCCGAGCCGCCGGGCGGAAAACAGUCGACCAGCUUCAAGGCCAAGCUGAGGAACCACGACUCAGGAAUCUUUGAAAAGUCGUCGUUUGACACCAUGUCCAUGGGAGGAGUCAGUGAACGCAGCAGCGUCCCAAAUAGUGGGGACGCCUCAGAGGGACAGCUGAUGAGGGGACAGAUCGGCCGGAUCCCCAGCAUCGUCAUCACCUCAGAGACCAGCCCCUUCCUGUCCAUCGGCCGGAGCGGGUCGCGGACGUCUGGGCCCAAAGCGUCGGGCGGCAUCCUGGGGGCGGGGCCAGGGUAGAGCCCCGCCCCCCAGUCAUGUGACCGGCUCAGAUCCAAGCAGAUGAAACCAGAG